AUGGCCCAGCAAAAAGUUAUCAAAUACACAGUUGAACACAACCGCAAAGAUGGUGUAUCUGAGGAGGACUUUAUAGAGUGGUUCACCAAUACGCUCAUACCCCAGAUGGUUCCUGUUAUGCAGAAGAACAACAUCUUGAAAUAUGCAGUUCAUAAGACAGAUCACCAGAUUAGCACAGCCUUCCAGUCUCAGGUGGAUAAGGUGCGGCCUGGCUGGGUGGUGAGCAAGUGUGACCUCAUUUUGGAGCAUUGGGUCAAUGACUUGGGAGAUAUCAUGAAGCUUUCCCAGGACCCGGAAUGGGCAGCUGCCCUAAAGGAUCAAGACGUGUGGAUGGAUAAUUCCAAGUCCAAUAUCCACAUUGGUUAUGACACGAUAUACAUUGAGGACGGGACCAUCACCAAUGUACCCCGAAAGUGA
Pestalotiopsis fici W106-1 is the source of this 417-nucleotide messenger RNA. RefSeq lists its product as uncharacterized. The coding region runs from base 1 to 417 and encodes 138 amino acids. The record is from RefSeq and is a predicted model, not a curated record. NCBI's taxonomy places the organism in Eukaryota, Fungi, Ascomycota, Sordariomycetes, Amphisphaeriales, Sporocadaceae. Gene Ontology annotation, molecular function: oxidoreductase activity. The transcript has 2 exons.